AUGAAAAUGGACACAGAUCAGGAGUCGAGUAAGAAUCGAAUCAAGACACACCAGAAGAAGUAUUUGCCGACGUACAUUGUCAAAGAGCAACGAUUCGUCUGUCUUCUGAUCGGCAUUGUCGCUGCAUGCCUUGUCUUUAAUGCCGUGCCUUCCCAUUCUUCGCCGGAAGACUUGUCGACCCCUGACGAGCCUACUCUCAAGGCUCCUCGUCGUGUCGCCUACGAAAGCACUGAUUUUUAUGGUCACUCCAAUGCAGAUAUGUACAAUGCAGGUGGGAAGAUUCCUCUGGGGGUGAAAAGCAAAGCCCUUCGAGUUGUGGUCACAGGAGGAGCUGGUUUUGUCGGGAGCCAUUUAGUCGACCGUCUAAUAGCCCGUGGCGACAGUGUGAUAGUAGUCGACAACUUCUUCACAGGACGCAAGGAGAAUCUUCUGCACCAUUUUGGGAAUCCAAGAUUUGAGCUCAUCCGGCAUGAUGUAGUCGAGCCUAUCUUGUUAGAAGUCGAUCAGAUCUACCAUUUGGCCUGCCCGGCGUCGCCCGUGCAUUACAAGUUCAAUCCUGUCAAGACUAUUAAGACAAAUGUGAUGGGGACAUUGAACAUGCUCGGCUUGGCGAAGCGAGUUGGCGCACGGUUCUUGCUUACGAGCACCAGCGAAGUCUACGGCGACCCCCUCCAGCAUCCGCAGGCCGAGAGCUAUUGGGGAAAUGUCAAUCCCAUUGGCGUUCGGAGCUGUUACGACGAGGGGAAGCGCACGGCCGAGACUCUCAGCAUGGAUUACCACAGAGGGCUUAAUGUUGAGGUAAGAAUUGCUCGGAUUUUCAAUACUUACGGGCCGCGAAUGUGCAUUGAUGAUGGCCGUGUUGUCAGCAACUUUGUUGCUCAGGCGUUGAGGAAGGAGCCUAUGACCGUCUACGGCGAUGGAAAACAGACCAGGAGCUUUCAAUAUGUCUCAGAUUUGGUCGAAGGUUUGAUGAGAUUGAUGGAGGGCGAUCAUGUCGGCCCUUUCAACCUCGGCAACCCCGGCGAAUUCACAAUGCUCGAGCUUGCCAAGGUAGUGCAAGACACCAUUGAUCCAAAUGCAAAGAUAGAGUUCAGGCCUAACACCGAGGACGAUCCUCACAAGCGGCGACCGGACAUUUCCAGGGCCAAACGGCUCCUCGGAUGGCAGCCGACGAUCUCUCUGAGGGAGGGCCUUCCGAAAAUGGUCAGCGACUUCCGGCAGCGCAUAUUCGGGGAAGACAAUGAGGGAAUGGGCGGCGGCGCCUCUGUAGAAUAAAAUUCUGACAUAUACGAAUGCAUGCUACACGUACACAAAUACAUACAUAUACAUAUAUAAA
Messenger RNA from Andrographis paniculata, 1336 nucleotides. Its product is annotated as UDP-glucuronic acid decarboxylase 2-like. The transcript is spliced from 8 exons. NCBI's taxonomy places the organism in Eukaryota, Viridiplantae, Streptophyta, Magnoliopsida, Lamiales, Acanthaceae. Gene Ontology annotation, molecular function: UDP-glucuronate decarboxylase activity; NAD+ binding. Gene Ontology annotation, cellular component: cytoplasm. Bases 1 to 1275 code for a protein of 424 amino acids. Gene Ontology annotation, biological process: D-xylose metabolic process. The record is from RefSeq and is a predicted model, not a curated record.